Messenger RNA from Macrobrachium nipponense, 12136 nucleotides. RefSeq names its product protocadherin-like wing polarity protein stan (gene stan). Gene Ontology annotation, cellular component: plasma membrane. The transcript is spliced from 33 exons. Gene Ontology annotation, molecular function: G protein-coupled receptor activity; calcium ion binding. Gene Ontology annotation, biological process: homophilic cell-cell adhesion; G protein-coupled receptor signaling pathway; cell surface receptor signaling pathway. The coding region runs from base 280 to 9849 and encodes 3189 amino acids. The record is from RefSeq and is a predicted model, not a curated record. NCBI's taxonomy places the organism in Eukaryota, Metazoa, Arthropoda, Malacostraca, Decapoda, Palaemonidae.
GAGAGACUCCAGUCAGUCUGGAGUAAGACAGUGAGCGAGGAGGAUCUGUGACGGUGGCCUCGCUGCCACACACAAUGCCAUCUUCAAUGCCCACCGUAUCCUGCCCGAACUAUAGUGCAAUGGAUUACCGAUGCGAGGAUGGAUAUCGCGUACAGUGAGUCGUUUGUGUGUUCGGAUAGUGAUUGAAACGAUUGUGUUGUAGUCAAUGAUUCAUGUUGCACACGCUAGUCGCUUUUUCUUCUUCAGUGCUUUAGUCUCAAAAGUUGUUUCGUUGCAAGCAUGAGGCGGAUGCGGUUACUUUUGUUACUAGUGGUGGUGAUUGUGCCCGUUUUGGGAUUUGUUGUGAUCGUGCCCGAUACCACGCCCGUGGGAGGACAAGUGUUCCUGGGCGUCAUGGAUGGCCCCUCCCGCUACAAGUUGGACUCCCGAAGAACGGCAAAUUACGUCCAUAGGUUUUUCCACGUGGACGAAGACACGGGUUCGGUGACGGUGAAGCGCCCUUUGGACUGUUCGGGGAGUUUCUACACGAAUCCCGUGACCCUGUGGAUAGAGGCGUGGGCCGAUAGGCCCGGGGUGCCCUUGGACUAUGCCACCAUUCCCCUCCGCAUAGUGAUCACGGGGGAGGCGUGUCUACAUCACGCCGCCGUUCUGGAGAGAGAGGUGUCAUCGUGGGUAGACGUUGCCGCCCUCUCCCUCCCUCUCCCGGACCCCAACCCCUCCGAUCCCGACAGGCUCUGCCUUCGCAGGUCUCAGGUCAUCCUCCGGGUGCCACCGCUCCUGCCCAGGUCGUUGCACUCUUGCAAGUACGACUUCACCCACGUCUCGGAUCACCGCCUGGCUGUGGAAUCCCACGGGGGCGACCUGAUCAGCCUCAUCGACACUUGCCUCGUCGGGGUGACCCGCAUCAAGAUCGGCCUCAAGAUGACCUGCCCCGGACUGGCCUCGCCUUACAGUCACGACCUGAUCUUGGUGCUGCACAGCGUGGCCAGUUCGGGAGACGAAGGGCAGAUCCGUCGCAUCAGGAGGCAAAUGCAGACGGCGGCGCCCUAUUUCGAGAGGACGCAGGAGGUAGCCCACGUUGUAGAAGAGGCGGAUAAAGGCACGCCCGUGACCACCAUUACCGCCACGGAUCCAGAGGGCGCCCCCCUGACCUAUUCCAUCGAAGCCGUGCUGGAUGCUAGGUCACAGAGGAUGUUCGAGAUCGACCCCACCUCCGGCCUGGUGUCGACCACCACGCGUCUGGAUCGAGAACUGGUCAACGUCCACUACUUCCGCGUGAAGGCCGUCGACAAGGCCUCGUCGCCUCCUCGAUCCGCAGUGACCACCCUGCAGAUCAACGUCGACGACGCCAACGACCACGAGCCCAUCUUCGAAAGGGAGGAGUACGACACCUCCGUCAGGGAAUCGACGAGCGUCGGGUCGACUGUCCUCACCGUCCGCGCCACGGAUCAAGACGCAGGACCCAACGCCGAAUUGCGGUACACCAUCCUCAACCCAACGGGGCCUAACGAGGUCUUCAGACUCGAUCCCAAGUCCGGAGAACUGACGACGAGGCUGCCCCUCGACAGGGAGAAACACGCCCGGUACUCCCUCUCCAUCCAGGCGGAGGACCAGGGCCCGACACAACACAGAAAGACGGCGACUGCCCAGAUAACCAUCAACGUCUUGGACGAGAACGACAAUUACCCGCAGUUCAGCGAGAGGACCUACACGGUGGAGGUGCCGGAGGACAUCAGCGCCGCCGCUUCUCCCGUCAUCGCCCAUGUGCAGGCCAGCGACCACGACAGCGGCAAAAAUGGACAAGUCCGUUACGCCAUCAUAGGUGGAAACACCGCCGGACACUUCACCGUGGACGGAAUGACGGGAGAGGUGAGGGUCUCGGCGCCCUUGGACCACGAAACCAACCGCCAUUAUCGCCUCGUCAUUCGAGCUCAAGACGGAGGUUCCCCUCCCAGAUCGAACACCACUCAGCUCCUGGUCAAUGUGAGGGACGUCAAUGAUAAUUCCCCGAGGUUUUACACUCCUCUCUUUCAAGAGACUGUCCAGGAGAACGUUGCCGUAGGGUACUCCAUCGUCAGGGUGCAAGCCUUCGACAGCGACGCUGGAGACAACUCCCUCCUUACAUACAAUAUCGAAGGCGGUGGCGACAAACUUCCCGUAGAAGUCGAGGAGUCUACAGGCUGGGUCGUCACGAGUAAGGAGUUGGACAGGGAAGAGAAUCAUCACUACACUUUCACUGUGGUCGCCAGGGAUCACGGGGACCCCCCUCAGUCCGCCUCUGCUACGGUCAUCCUCCAGGUGCAGGACCAGAACGACAACAACCCCAUAUUCCAUCCCAAACUCUACGAAGUGGCUGUGAGCGAGAGCGACUACCCAGGUACUCCUGUAGUCACGGUAACUGCCACGGACAAGGACGAGAACCCGCGUCUGCAUUACACCAUCACUUCAGGAAACGAGCGCGGAAGGUUCUCCAUAACUGCCCAGAACGGCAGGGGCCUGGUGUCUCUCGCUCAGCCCUUGGAUUACAAGCAGGAGAGAAAGUACGUCCUGACGAUAACGGCUACUGACGCAGGAGGCCUCUACGACACGGCUACCGUUUACGUCAAUGUCAGUGAUGCCAACACUUUCCCUCCCCAGUUCGAAAACACUCCAUAUUCGGCCACCGUGUUCGAGGACGCCCCCGAAGGGAGCACUGUCAUCAUGGUCGCGGCGUCUGACGGCGACACAGGAGAGAAUGCCCGGAUCACCUAUUCUCUGAGCGGGGAGUCAGUCCCCGAGUUCGUGAUCCAUCCCAGCACGGGCGCCAUCACGACGACGAUGCCCCUGGACAGGGAGAUGAAGGGAGGCUUCCUCCUGACGGUGACAGCCAGGGACAACGGCACGCCCCCGCUCUCCGACACGACAGACGUCGAGAUCACCGUCGUCGACGUCAACGACAACGCCCCUGUCUUCAGCGAGACUCUGUACAGGUCCUCGGUGCCGGAGGACGCCUCGGUAGGCACCUCCAUCGCCCAGAUGAUCGCGAACGACGCCGACGCCGGCCUCAACGGGAGAGUCAGGUUCUCCUUCGAGGGAGGCAACGACGGGAACGGGGCCUUCACCCUCGACCCUACUUCAGGAAUCGUGCGAACGGCGAGGGUCCUGGACCGGGAGACGGUCGCCCAAUAUGGCCUGGUGGCCCUGGCCAUAGAUCGAGGCUCCCCGGAGAGGUCCUCCUCCGUCACCGUGUUGGUCGACGUCGAGGACAUCAACGACAACCCGCCGAUGUUCGACACCGACAAGAUCCAGCUGUACAUCGCGGAGAAUUCCCCGAAGGGCUCCACCGUCGGGGAGAUCCGGGCGAAGGACCCCGACGCAGGGCGCAACGCCGAGAUCCAGUACAGCAUCAUCGGGGGCACGGACGCCGAGAGCUUCACCAUGGUCGCCCACCCGAACGAAGGGCGCGCUGAACUGGUCACGCGCGUCGAUCUGGAUUACGAGUCUCCCAAGAAGAAAUACAAGCUCAACGUGAGGGCAACAUCGUCGCCCUUGCGUUCCGACAUCCCCGUCGUGGUGCAUGUCGUCGACAUCAACGACAACGCGCCCGUGCUCUCCGACUUCAGGGUCAUUUUCAAUAACUUCAAGAACCACUUUCCCGUUGGGCCCAUUGGGCGAGUGCCGGCAAGGGAUGAUGACGUCACCGAUCAGCUCUCCUACCGGAUCAUCAGCGGCAACAAGGCCGGAUUGGUCGAAGUCGAUCCGGAAUCGGGAGCCAUCACUCUCUCGCCCUCACUCAACACCAACGUUCCGAUCCAUGCCACCAUGGAAAUCUCCGUAUCAGACGGCUUGAACGAAGUGACGGCCGAGAUGAACCUGCAAGUGAGGCUGGUGACGGAGGCGAUGCUCUUCAACUCCGUGACCGUCCGCAUCGCCGACAUGACACAGGAGGCGUUCCUGUCUCCCCUCCUGUCUUACUUCGUCGACGGCCUGGCCGCCAUCAUCCCCUGUCCUCGCGAGAAUAUAUUCAUCUUUAACAUUCAGGACGACACCGACGUGCAAGCGAGGAUCCUGAACGUCAGCUUUUCAGCCAAGAGGCCCGACGUCCACGGCGAGGAGUUCUAUCAGCCGCAGUACCUCAGGGAGAGAGUCUACCUCCACCGCUCCAACCUCGCCAAGUUAGCCACCGUCCAGGUUCUGCCCUUCGACGACACCCUGUGUGUACGUGAGCCUUGCCUAAACUUCGAGGAAUGCCUGAACGUGCUAAAAUUCGGCAAUGCCUCAGGUUUCAUUUCCUCAGACACCAUCCUAUUCCGUCCUAUCUAUCCCGUCAACACUUUCGCUUGCAGGUGCCCCAAGGGGUUUACUGGAAUGAGAGAACACUAUGAAUGUGACACAGAAGUCAACCUCUGCUACAGCAGUCCCUGUGGAAGUCAUGGCACCUGCAUGAGAAGAGAGGGUGGCUAUACCUGUGUCUGUUUACCUGGAUACACAGGCAAGAACUGUGAAGUAAACAUGUUGAGUGGCUCAUGUACGGAGGGGAUUUGCAAGCAUGGUAGCAAGUGCACAAGCAUAUCUACCACUGAUGGAGGUGAAAGUGGCUUCACAUGUACUAACUGUACACGAGCACUCUAUUACACAUCUACAUGCGAACUAAGAUCCAGGAGAUUUUCUCAGGGUAAUUUCCUUACCUUUCCAGCCCUCAAGCAGAGACACAGACUCCACUUGAAGAUCAGUUUUUCAACAAGAGAUCUAAAUGGUUUAUUGCUGUACAAUGGACGGUACAAUGAGAAACAUGACUUUUUGGCCCUGGAAGUGAUUGAUGGGUCGGUGACUUUUUCAUUUAGUCUGGGUACAAGUACCACUCGUGUUAGUGCUUCAAUACCUGGAGGGGUGUCAGAUGGCGAGUGGCACACGGUUUCUGUGGAUUAUUACAACAGGAGUGCAACCAUUAGCUUGGAUAACUGUGAUGUUGCACUUGCUGUUCGCUUUGGUGAUAAGAUUGGAGAUUAUUACUGCGCAAACACUGUGGCAGCAAUUCUAGAUGCCAGAUGUGCCAUUUUAACGGAGUCCUGUCAUCGUUUUCUUGAUGUUACUGGUCCUCUACAAGUAGGAGGAUUACCUUCUCUACCAACUACUUAUCAAGUGCAGCAGCACCACUUCCAUGGUUGCAUAUCGGAUCUUUAUAUCGAUCAUAAAUUUAUUGAUCUUAAUUCACAUGUAGCUGAUAAUGGCACAUACCCCGGCUGCCCAGAGAAAAAUAGUUUCUGUCGUUCCCAUCCAUGCAAAAAUGGGGGGACAUGCAGAGAAACCUUUGGCACAUAUAUUUGUGACUGCCCAGUAGGAUAUGGAGAGAAAAACUGUGCACAAGAAAUAGAGAUUGUGAAGCAGUUUACUGGAGAAGGUUUCUUGCUGUUUAGUCCUCAGUUACAAAAAAUCAAGUUGCCAUGGUUCAACAGCCUUUCUUUCAGAACUAGGGAACAGUUUGGUUUGCUGAUGAUGACAAAUGUUGGUCAGAAGAACUCCAAGAGCAUAAUAGAACUAGUUGAUGGUUUCAUUCAAUAUCGCUAUGAAAAUACAACUAUUAAGAUGACCGACUCUAGAGUGGAUGAUGGUCUGUGGCACAACAUAGAGGUGAAGUGGAUGGCCGGUGAAGUAUGGCUUAAUCUAGAUUAUGGAGACCAUGAAAUCACUGAGAAAGUAGAUGAAUAUGUGGCUGGUCUUCUGACUGGUGAAGUAUCUGUCGGAGGGGUUCAGCCAUCUGAUCCAGCAAAAGUGAUCGGCUUCAAAGGAUGUGUGAAGGAUGCCAGGGUGGGGAUCACUAAAAAUGCUUGGCUCCGUCCAACACACGAGAGUGGAGUGCGGGAUGGAUGUACUGCCUCAGAUCCUUGCACUUCACGUCCAUGUCCUCUCAAUUCUGUUUGCAUCAAUACAUGGCAAGGUUAUGAAUGCAAGUGCAACAAAGGAUACUAUGGUGAUAAGUGCAAUGAUGUUUGUAACUUAAAUCCAUGUAGCCAUAAUGCUACUUGUAUUCAUGAUAUCCACUCGCCUAAGGGGUACCGCUGUGAAUGCCCAACAUAUGAGUUUUCAGGUGAAUAUUGUGAAGUGGUACUAGACCAGCCAUGUCCUACAAACUGGUGGGGUUAUCCUGUUUGUGGGCCCUGCGACUGCGAGAUAGAUAAAGGAUAUGAUGGCGAUUGUAACAAGACAUCUGGAGAAUGUCGCUGCAAGGAAAAUCAUUAUCAGCCAAAAGCUACUGAUACCUGCUUUGACUGUGACUGUUAUUCUAUGGGAUCCUUUGGAGGUUCUUGUGAUAUUUUCACUGGACAGUGUAGGUGCCGACCUGGGGUCAUUGGACGAAGAUGUGAUCAGUGUGCAAAUCCUUUUGCUCAGGUCACCAUAAAAGGUUGUGAAAUUGUGUAUGAUGGUUGCCCUAAGAACUUUGCUGAGAUGAUAUGGUGGGAGCAAACUGCAUUUGAUGGUACCACAGUGCAGCAGUGUCCUAUUGGUGCACAGGGCCAGGCUUCACGGUCGUGUCAUAAAGAAAUUGGUUGGGGACCUCCAGAUAUGUUUAAUUGUGUUUCUGAUACAUUUAUUGAACUGAGGGAUUUGCUUGAGAGUUUGGAGAGUAAUGAAUUGGAAAUUACCACAUACCUUGCUGUCAAGAUCUCAGAAGACUUGAACUAUGCUUGUUCCGUAACACCAGCAAUGUGGGGCUCUGAUAUUCUUAUUGCCUCUCGACUUCUCAUUGUACUUUUGGAUUAUGAAACUCGCCAAGAAGGUUUGAACUUAACUCAUCGUCAGGAUCGCCAUUAUGUUCAGAAUUUGGUUGAAUCUGCAUCAGUGAUAUUACAGCCUGUUUAUGCCCCUCAUUGGCAACGUAUAAAUGGUGUAGAAGGAUUUGGUGCAGAUUCACUUUUAACAAAAAUGGAUGAGUACGUAGCUACUCUUGCUGCUAGUCAGGGAGAUACCUACACAACUCCAUUUGAAAUUCCCACAACUCAUGUUGUGUUUGGCAUGGAUACAGUGUCUGCCGAUGAACUAUAUGGAUACAGUAGAUCCGAUUUUGUUGUUGGACACGAUGACCGGGUAGAUCACAUCAUCAUACCGGAAUCUUCAUCUUUGGUUGACAAACAGUACCCUGGUCAGGGAAAGGCCUCUGUUAUCAUUCCUAAAUACAAUAACUACUUGAAAAAUCAACAGAUUUGGGUUCAUGAUACAAAUAUUCGCAUUCCAUUGUCAGUUGUUGGCAUACCAGAUGUUAAAACAGAUGAGACUUCAACCAGUGGUACAUUAGGCAGUACAAGGGCCGUUGUUAGCUAUGUCAUAUUUCGAUCUUUGGGAACUCUUCUCCCUGAGACUUACAGCGCAGAUGUAGAGCAGAGAUGGGGAGUAGGAUUAGCUGUUAGAUCACCUGUCUUUACAGUAGCCGUCCAUACUUCACACAAUGGCCUAAUACAGGAAAAAUUGGGAGUUCAAGUACGGCUACGGUUCAGGCUUGGUCACGUAGGAAGAAGGGCAAAUCCUCAGUGUGUAACUUGGAUAACAAAUGAGAAAAAUGAAGGACUUUGGACACGGGAUGGAUGUUUCACAAGUGGACCAGAGCCUGGAUUUGGAGAAUAUGCCAAUGAUACAUUCAUAAAUUGUACUUGUAAUCAUUUGUCAAGUUUUGCUGUUAUUUUGAAUGAUGCUGAAGCAGAGUUCUUGGCUGAACCAUCCAUUGCAGAGGAUGUAACCACUUACACUGGUCUCAUCUUGUCUCUUGUCUUGCUUUUACUUGCAUUCAUUGCUUUCUGUCUUCUGAGAGGUGCUCAGACAAACUCUAACACUAUUCACAAGAACCUCACAGCUUGCUUGUUCCUUGUACAACUGCUCUUCCUAACUGCACUCAAACUAAGACAUUUCUUGGUCCAGCAAGAGUUCCCCUGUAAACUAGUAGCGAUAGGCCUCCACUACUUUUGGCUCUGUGUUUUCACCUGGCUUUUGAUAGAAGGAGUUCACUUGUACCGAAUGCUGACAGAAAUGAGGGAUGUGAACCACGGACAGAUGAGAUUCUACUACUCUUGUGGUUAUGGUCUCCCAGCAAUUAUUGUUGGUUUAUCAGUUGGGGUCAGAGCUGACCAGUAUGGCAAUUACUUCUUCUGUUGGUUGUCGAUCUACGAAAGUGUUGUAUGGGCUUUGGUUGGUCCUAUAUGUGCCAUCGUGAUCAUCAUUCUGCUUGUAUUUGUUUUAGCCAUUAGAGCAUCACUUACCCUGAAAGGUCACAUUGAAGGUUUUGGAAACUUAAGAACAUUACUGUGGCUGGGUAUCCUGUUCCUACCGUUACUUGGAGCUACAUGGGUUCUAGCUGUUUUAUCAGUCUCUGAAGACUUGGAAAUUCUACAUUACUUCUUCUCUGUCUUUUCUCUACUGACUGCUGUUUUCAUUCUUGUUGGUUACUGUCUGCUGAAUACUCGUGUACGAGAUUCCCUGUACUUCAUGUUCUUGGCUUGCACUGGAAGAAAGGUUCCAUAUCAAGAAUCACUUAGUGUCACAAGAACAUCUGUAGCAUCUAGAUCUGCUCUUACUUACAAUGAUGAUUUUAACAUACUGCGACGGAAUAUUGGGAUUUCUACUGCCAGCACAACAUCUCGUUCUACUUGUAAAACCUCAAGUUCACCGUAUAGUCGUAGUGAUGGAUUAGCUGCUGGAGGAAGGGUGCCUUCGUCAAGUACUCCUAGCAAUUACAAUUCUAACACAGAUAUAAAUUCUCAUUCAGUCAAGUCUCCUUAUGCCUACAAUGAUUCUACAACAUUCCACCGUAAGAAUGGUGCUGCAGGACGAUCAGCAAAGCGACGAGAAAGUGAGAGUGAAAGUGAACUGAGCCUCGAUCACCGUUCCCUUGACCUGGCCUCAUCCCACUCAAGUGAUGAAGAUGACACUACUACGCACAACGGUACUCUCAGAGUUAAUGAGAGAAGAACUAAUCCACCCCCAGAAGUGCCCCCAAAGCCAUCCAGUUACCUACCCAACAUAUAUGAUCUGGACACAACUGCUGAAGCCCUUCCUCCUCCACCUCCUGGAAUGUUGGGAUCUGGACCAGUUGGAGCAACAGGAUCUCCAUUGCUGCACAAUAUUCGCCCAAUAUAUGCCACCCACUGGUCAUCUCAGCUUCCACCUGCAUAUCCAGGCAUUUACAAAGAACACAAUGUUCAGUCGCCACUAUGGGCAAGUGAACGGUUGUCUACAACAACAGCAUCGGACAAUGAAAUGCCAGAGAAAGCCGAUAAUUUAAGAGUAGAAAGCAGGCCAACAUUAACAAGAUAUAUGGAUCAAGCACGUAGAUAUUCUCCAGCUGAAAAUCAAUUUGGAACAUAUUCACCAUCAACAAAAAGGUAUUCUCCAGAUGCUAAGAAAUUCUCUACUUUAGACUCGAGAAGAUAUUCACCAGAUUCCAGACGGUAUUCCCCGAAUACAUCUCAAAUGCGCGAAAGUCCAUACUCUCACGAGGGAAAAAGAAUAUCUCCAGAAAACUUAGUUGUGAGAACUGAGUCAAGAGCAAGUCGGACCAGUAUUGAUAGUGUAGAAAGGCGUCGAUAUUCACCGCCUACCCACCAUGAACAGCAGGGUACCAAUACACCACAAAGUCAAAAGCGAUUUCUUCAUAAUUUAGCAGAGGACCCUAGUCCUGAAGCACUUCCAGCACCAAUAAUGAGUAACUUAGGUGGUGAUCACAGAACAGAAGUUAACAACUUAAAUAUACCUCCAUCUGACCCCCCACCUCCAUCACCUCCACCAACCCUCCCAGCUGCCCUCCUUGCAACUCAUAAAGUUCCAGCAAUUACAUUAGGGAUAUCAGACUCAGAUAAGGACAGCACAGAAACAACCGUUUGACAACCAGAGGGGUACGUCACAGAUGCAUGGGAUGUGUGAGACUCACAUGAUAGGUACUAUUACCUGUCCAGUAGCCAAGUGAAUGUGAAGUAGUAAGUGAAGGAUUAUGAACGUGACAAUUUGGAAGGAAGUGUGGAUUACUUCUUUUGUUAUUUAAAUUAUUUAUCUUUGAAAAACUCCAUAUUUGCUUUAUUUGUGAUUGGCUAAUUUAUUUCUGUGAUUGUGCCCCGCCAUUUACAUCUUAUUUUAUUCAACCUUAUUGUUGGUUAUGCUUUAUUGUCUAAUUGUUGUUAUGUCUAAGUUAUUUUCCUUGAAUGAGUGAACAUAAUAGUGAUCUUGAUGAAAGACAUUAGGUUUCCUAGUUUUUGCAUUUCACUUCCUAGGAAUCCUACAAUCUUACACAUCUGGUGCUUUUGAAAUCAUUGACUUGACUAUACAUACAAUGUUCAUUUUUAUAGAUAUUUAUAGUGUUCUAAUAAAUGCAGUUGUUAGCAUCUUGCUUCAAGAAAAAUGAACUCUGCUGUGUUAUAUAUAAAUUGUGAAGACAUUAUUGCAAAUUAUACAUUUUUAAUGCAAACAAUAUAGUGAUCAAAAGCUAUAACAUACGGUGAUCUGUGUUACUUGUGCAUACAGUUCCAUAUUACUCCAUUAGAGAGACUGCUUUGUGUGCUCUUUCAAAUUUCUCGCCAAUAUUUUGUGUAGUACUGUGCUAAAACAAGGUUAAGCAUAUCAACUUAUCAAAAAUAUUACUUUGGUAGAAGCUGUAGCGGCAAAACAGAUACCCAGCAUUCUGUUUCAUGAAGGUUCAGUCGAUUAAAUAUUAUACACUUAGAAUAAUGUAUGUUUGUCGUCUUCACACAAAACCUACUUGCACAGAAUUAUGCAAGGUGCAGUGUUACUUAUUGUACAUACUGUAUUAGAUAUUGCUCAUGGAGCAACUGGCCUUUUGUAGUGCACUAAGUGUACAUAGCUGUAUGCCUGACAUGUUUUCUCUUAUUUAAAUGUAUAUUAAUGUUGUACAUAUCUGUGAAUGUUUGUUGUUCAAGAAACUUUCGAUAUAUUAUGCUUCAAGAGAUUCUUGUCAUAUAUGUAUGAAUAUUUGUGUGUGGGUAAGAAAGGUUAAGCUUGCAUUUUCUUUAUAAACAAAGAAAAAGAAAGACAUAUUUUUAGUAGACAAGAUGAGUAUUGCAAGACAUGUUUAGUAAUAAUUGUUGGUAAUUGAACAUGUCUUUUAAUUUUUUGAGGUUUGUUGCUAGGUUGAAUUAUGAGAAUUAUGUAGCAAACUUGCAAUAAUUAUUUUCUGAGCUUACCCAAAAGUUAUUGAAGCAUAGUGUAUUGAAUAACCCUUUUGGUUUAUAAUGUGAUGAUGGGGAUGAUCUCACAAUAGCUGCCAAAAUACUUUCAUACAUAAGAAAGCCAUUAAGUAAUAGUUGAUGAUCGCAAGAUUAUCGAAACCAAAAGACGUCCAUCGCCAAAAUUGUUAUGGGACGUGUCUGAGCUUAUUCUGCUUUAGAUUAGGACUGACCCAACUUUGUCACUUAUGAAAAGCGUUAUUUCAUUGGUUGCUUGUAACUUUUUUGAAAAUCAAUGUUGGCCAACUUACUAGUUCAUUAGCAUCCUGAUUUAUAAUUGUAACAGAGGGAAGAAAUAAUUUCAUAAACAAGACAAUAAUGUAGUCUACAAAUCAAAUUACAGUACUGGUCCCUAGUUCAAAUCAUAAAUCAGUAAAUUUUUAAAAAUCUGGUAACUAAGUAUUAAAGGCUUAAAUUUAAUUGCAAUAUAGCAUAACAAUAAGACUUAUGAAAUUAUGCUGACUGCUAUAAUUCAUGAGUGCUAUACAAAUUAAUUGGAAUAAUUACCCCUAAAUGAAUCAUAAUAAUAAGAAAUUGAGCUUGUUAAAAAGAGUACUUCAGCAACUAUGACUAGAUACUCAAUUCAGAUUACAGUUAUGUAUUUUAUGUAGGCCACUGAACUUAAGGAAAUUUUAUAAUUAAUAAUAAUAAUAAUAAAAAAAGAGCUUCCAUUUACAUUUUGGGUAAGGAUAAGUCUGUGAUUUGAAGUCAGUAUGCAGGGUAAAAUCAAUGAAGACUAAGGUACUCAUUAAACUCAGACACAUCAUAUUUAAUCAAAUCAUGUUGAAGUGUUCCUCUUUUAUUUAAGAUAAAAUGUUUAUCCCUAAGUGAUAAGCUCCUUUUUUGUAUAUUAUUUGCAAAAUAUGAUUUUAGUACAAAGAUAUUUUAUAUGUAAAUAUUUAUGUAAAUAAAUUUAAUAAAUGUAAGACUGGUAA